This is a messenger RNA of Schistocerca nitens (vagrant locust), 339 nucleotides long. RefSeq lists its product as uncharacterized. Lineage: Eukaryota; Metazoa; Arthropoda; Insecta; Orthoptera; Acrididae. Bases 1 to 339 code for a protein of 112 amino acids. The record is from RefSeq and is a predicted model, not a curated record. The transcript has 4 exons.
AUGGAACACAGAAAAGGCCUGGAGCUGAAGGUUAUAGCUUCAUCAGAUGAUUCCUUCCUUGCUUCCGUCCUUCCUUCCUUCCUCGCUUCCGUCCUUCCUUCCUUCCUUCCUUCCUCGCUUCCUUCCUUCCUUCCUUCCUUCCUUCCUUCCUCGCUUCCUUCCUUCCUUCCUUCCUCGCUUCCUUCCUUCCUUCCUUCCUUCCUUCCUCGCUUCCGUCCUUCCCCUCGCUUCCGUCCUUCCUCGCUUCCGUCCUCGCUUCCGUCCUCGCUUCCGUCCUCGCUUCCGCCCUCGCUUCCGCCCUCGCUUCCGCCCUCGCUUCCGCCCUCGCUUCCAUUGUGA